AUGCCAGCUGCGCAGUUUAGCAGUGGCCGCCGUUGGAGGAGGAAAAAUCCGGCCAGAUUUGUGUUCUUUUUCCUAUGCUUAUGGAGUCUAAUCUCGCUAUCACGCGCUGGUAGGCUCUCUGCUUCUAGACAGAAGCUCGAAGUUCAGAAGCACUUGAAUAGACUCAACAAAACUCCUGUUAAAACCAUUCAGAGUCCAGAUGGGGAUAUCAUUGACUGUGUUCACAUCUCUCAUCAGCCAGCUUUCGACCACCCAUUCCUCAAAGACCACAAAAUCCAGACUAGGCCUAGCUACCAUCCAGAAAGGCUUUUUGAUGAGAAAAAAAUAUCCACAGAGCAUAAAGAAAGAGCAAAUGAUAUCACUCAGCUUUGGCAUAUGAAUGGUAAGUGCCCUGAGGACACCAUACCCAUAAGGAGAACAAAGAAAGAAGAUAUUUUGAGAUCAAGCUCUGUGAAAAGGUAUGGAAAGAAGAAACACAGAACCAUUCCCAAGCCAAGGUCUGCAGAUCCUGACAUCAUCAAGCAAAGUGGUCAUCAGCAUGCUAUAGCGUAUGUUGAAGGAGAAAAGUAUUAUGGAGCAAAAGCAACUAUUAAUGUGUGGGAACCCAAAAUACAACAGCCUAAUGAGUUCAGCCUGUCUCAGAUUUGGGUUUUGGGUGGUUCCUUUGGCGAAGAUCUUAACAGCAUUGAAGCUGGUUGGCAGGUCAGUCCAGAUCUCUACGGUGAUAACAACACUAGGCUCUUCACUUAUUGGACUAGUGAUGCAUAUCAAGCCACAGGCUGCUACAAUCUUCUUUGCUCUGGUUUCAUUCAAGUCAACAAUGAAAUAGCAAUGGGUGCAAGCAUCUCUCCAGUUUCUGCCUUUAGAAAUUCCCAAUAUGAUAUUAGUAUCCUUGUCUGGAAGGAUCCAAAAGAGGGAAACUGGUGGAUGCAGUUUGGCAGUAACUAUGUGUUGGGCUAUUGGCCGUCUUUCUUGUUCUCCUACUUAGCAGACAGUGCUUCCAUGAUUGAAUGGGGUGGAGAGGUUGUAAACUCAGAACCCGAUGGACAGCACACCUCGACUCAAAUGGGCAGUGGUCGUUUCCCAGAAGAAGGGUUUGGCAAGUCAAGCUAUUUCAGGAAUAUUCAAGUUGUUGACAGCUCCAACAAUCUAAAGGCUCCCAAAGAUCUUGGCACCUUCACUGAGCAAUCAAACUGCUAUGAUGUCCAAACAGGGAGUAAUGGAGAUUGGGGUCAUUACUUCUAUUACGGAGGUCCCGGUAGAAAUCCUAAUUGCCCAUGA
Fraxinus pennsylvanica is the source of this 1281-nucleotide messenger RNA. The record is from the annotation of a GenBank genome assembly. NCBI's taxonomy places the organism in Eukaryota, Viridiplantae, Streptophyta, Magnoliopsida, Lamiales, Oleaceae.